AUGAAAGGAAUAAAAUUAAAUGGAACUAUGGUAAUACUAAAUAUAUGACAAAUAUAUUUUGUAUUAUUUGUUAUCUAAAAAAAAUUUUCGAAAGUACGAACGAAGUAUCAAAGUAUCUUGAUAGACAUAGUUGCCAACUGAUAGUAAAGAAUAUUGAACAUAACAUGACACUCAUUUUUCUUUGCCAGCGUUGAAUGUAUACCGUGUAUAUUUUACUGCAAAUGACAUUGUAUAUAAAUCUCAUUGUUGCAUAUGUAGGGGAAACUUUAUAAAACAUGAAUGAGUUACGAUGUAUUACGUAAGUAUAUCGAUAGACUUGACACGAUGGAGAAGCGUUGCUGGAAAUCUGAAUGUAACUCGAAGUUAUGUAAUUUCGCAGCAAAUAAAGAAAUAGCAGUAACAUUUGUUGUGAGCAGCAUGACAAGAGAAUCUCCCCAUUCGAACAAAAGCUGCCACUUUAUUUUAGUUUAAACACAUGAACUGAAUUUCAAAUAUCUAGCAUAUUUAUUCCAUACAUUCCUAACUGCAUACAAAUUUUACUGACACAGUAAAGCCCCACAUAAAACUGAAUUAUAAGGAAAAUAGGUACGAGUGUAUUUGCCAACUUUUAUUCGAAAGUCAUUAAUUACACGAAGACACAAACACUCAAUAAGACUGUAUAUACUAAUUUUUUUUUUCAGUAAAAACUUUAUUCAAGGAAAAAUAGAUAUUCACUUUCACGUGUAUAGAUUUAUAUGUAUUAGAAUAACGAAUAUAAAAGAAAAGUAUCUGUUAAAUAUUAAAAGUGUGAUUAUCUUUUGAGACUUAUGUAAUAAUUCUAAUAAUUUUUUACACUGUAUAGUGUUCUAAAUAUUUAUGUACAAAUUACAAAACAUUUGUUGCAAACAUGUAUUUAGUUAAAGAUCAGUAUACGGCAUGAAUUAUCAUUCAAAUACAUAUAAGUGUUGCCACCGAAUAUUUAUGUCUAUGAAGUAUAUAAUUGUAUUAAAUAUCUUCUGAUUUCUACAUAUAUGUUCAGAUUUAUUUCAAGCCUAAGUGACAUAACUUUAAUAGUCGUAUUAAUGAAAUUAAAAUAUUUUACGUAUAAUACGUAUAAUAUAUCCGGUACUCGAGUGCUAAGAAAUAUACGUACAAAUAAUAUUUUUCACAAUAUCCACACCCACUUGAGAGAUUGUAAAUCAUGCUUGCGGGUAACAAAAUUCCCGCCGAGAGAGUGUUAAUCGGAACGCAUCGAAUCCUCCCAUUAACGAACAAUAGAUUGCUCGAUAAUUCCCAGCAAAUUUGUCGCGGCGAAAAUCAGAAGGGAACAACACGGAGGAGAAAAAAAUAUGGGAGGAGGGGAGUGAGAGAAGAAUGAUAAUUAAAAAGCGGGUGCAGGUGAAACAAUACCGGAGAGCAGUAGCACGAACAGCCGUUUCCAAGGCCGGAGCCAGGGCGCUUUGCGCGCCCUCGGUCUCCCAAACGUCCGAUCUACCCUCUCUUCCACCACCUCGAGGGAACGAAGGAACGAACCAGGCUCCCUCCACCUACCACCCACACGCCCCUCCAGCCUGACGGGCCACCCCUCCAGUUACCACCGCCGCCGCUGCCGCCGCCGUCGUCGCCACCACCGCGAUACAUUGCGAUACACGGUUCUUGUCUCCACGCUGGCCUACCUACGUGCAGGUCACAGCGCUCCACCAAAUCCAUAGCCUCGCUACGCACUAGGCCACUAGGCAGCAUCCUUCUCUCUCGCCACCGCGUUCUAAGUUCUACGCUGCAAAGUAGCAAGAUCCCGCCCGCAGGAGAUCGUGAACUGAAAGAGGCCCAGGUGGAAGUGGUUCAGUCCGGGUCAACGAUCGGCGUCGUCAAUAGGCCGUAUCAGACCCCUCAGCAAGGAGGGUGGGUGCAGUGGUGCUGUGGUUGCAGAAGAGCCAGCGAGGUUGGGGUGGCCUCGUCUACAGGCGCCUUGGCACCGAGUGCACCGGGCCCCGGGGCUGCGGUGGUGGGCUGCUUGGUUGGGGUGUACCCGUGUUCUCCCUCCUCCACGGGGCCCAGGGGCCCCCUAACUCAUCACUUCCAGGCUCUCCCGAAUCAGCAACAACCGAUCGGUUGCCGUGCCUGUUGCUGCGUGCAUAACAAUCACCAGCCAGCUUCGGUCCAGCUUACCAGUCAGCGGGGCGGCCUAUCGCUGAGGGUAGCGAGGGUGGCGUCCACCACCUCCGUCCGAGCCGCCCCCUACGCCCAUCCCCAGCACCAGGGGCUGGGGCAGGAGUGCAGGGAGGAGACGGGGGCAUUGGGUGGAGGUGGUGCGCACAUCCUCGGCAGCCCGAUGCUGUUCGUCCCGUUCACGGUGCCCACCUUCCCCGCGACGCAUCAUCAGACGACCCAUCCUGCGCAUCAGACGCAUCAUCAACAGCUGCAGGCCACUACCCAGAAUCCGGUGCAGCAGCCGCAACAACUCACGCAGCUCAAUCAGCUGAGCCACCUGAAUCACCAAGGCAUUGUACCGGCGACAACCAACCAGCCAACCAUACACAGCACCAGCUGUUCACCGCAGCAACAAGCAACCACACCGAAUAAGGUAAAAAAAAAAAACAAAAAAAACAAACAAAAACAACAAUGUUACAUCACAUUUUUCCAUGCGCUUUUAUAUUGGACGCGCCGAUUCGAUUCGUUCCAAUGA
This is a messenger RNA of Heterotrigona itama, 2665 nucleotides long. NCBI's taxonomy places the organism in Eukaryota, Metazoa, Arthropoda, Insecta, Hymenoptera, Apidae. The record is from the annotation of a GenBank genome assembly.